UUAGCCUAAGCCUCAGUCUGGAGAGGAGCAUUUUCUCUCUGCUCCUGAAGCUGCUUUCUGUUGCUUCCCCGCCCAUCUGUGCUGUCAGCAGCACCAGCAAAGUUGACCUCGAACUUGAACGGAACUGAAGUCUCCAGCUCCCAGGAGCUCUGCCAGGCAGCAGGCGGGACCCAGACUCUGAACUCUGUUGGCCUGGAGAAGCCGACCCUCCCAACCCACAGCCGGCCUUUGCUUCCUGGUGAAACUUCUGCCUCUGACCUGUAGGUCCCCAGUCUGGGCUGAGGAAUGGUGCGCUGAGGUCCUUCUGGAACCCCCUUAUCACAGCCUGGAACUGAAGCAGCCCAAGGCCCAAGCCAACAUGGCCAACCCCGUGCAGCCUCAGUUUCCCCCGGCACAGGAGCCGGCCACUGCCUCACUCCCAGACCUGCCCGAGAUGGAGAUGCUUCUCACCAAGGUGGGGGACAAGGAUGACAAGUCCCCGAAGCUGUCCAAGUCCCUGUCAGGGGCUCUGGACCUGGAGCAGAACGGCCAUGGCCUGCCCUUUAAGGUGGCACCUGGGGGGCACCGGGCGGCUUCGCUCCCCCAGUCACCCUCCCACGCCAGCUCCAGGCGGGCAUCCUCCAUUGCCACCACCUCCUGUGCCCAGGACCAAGAAGUCCCCAGAGAUUACCUCAUCCUGGCCAUUGCCUCCUGCUUCUGCCCCGUCUGGCCCCUCAACCUCAUCCCCCUCAUCUUUUCUAUCAUGUCGCGAGGUAGCGUGCAACAGGGGGACCUGGACGGGGCCCGGAGGCUGGGCCGCCUGGCCCGGAUGCUCAGCAUCAGCUUCAUCAUCAUAGGCAUCGUCAUCAUCAUUGUGGCCGUGACUGUCAACGUCACAGUUCAGAAGAAAUAGAAGGCACAGGCCUCUGCGCUGGCGGAGCGUACCCGCGGGAGUGCACCCAACCCACACACCCCACAUGCCAUGGAGGACAGGGCGGUGACUGCCAAGGGCCCGCUUGUCCCCACGCUCCAAAAGCACAAACUUGGAGGGAAACCCCCAAGUCACUCCAUUGUCAGACCACGUCAGAUGGGAAAAGCCAGAGGGAGGAAGGAAGGAAACUAAAUUUACUGUGAAACCACUGAGGAACGUGUUUAAUCUUAUGGACUCAGCCUGGCAUUUUGACCCCAGUGUUCUGGCUUCUUCCUCAUCCUCACAAUUUCCUGGCAUCUACUGAGCAGCAUAUACUGCCAGACGGAGAAGAAAGCGGCCCCAGGAACAGGUGAACGGUGGUGGGGAGAGAGGCAGCACACUUCCUGCAUGGCCAGGAGUCAGACGUGGGACUUUCUUUAUCUUUGUAUUUUUC
Pteronotus mesoamericanus is the source of this 1343-nucleotide messenger RNA. RefSeq names its product trafficking regulator of GLUT4 (SLC2A4) 1 (gene TRARG1). NCBI's taxonomy places the organism in Eukaryota, Metazoa, Chordata, Mammalia, Chiroptera, Mormoopidae. Gene Ontology annotation, cellular component: membrane. Bases 359 to 892 code for a protein of 177 amino acids. The transcript is spliced from 3 exons. The record is from RefSeq and is a predicted model, not a curated record.